Anopheles bellator is the source of this 1623-nucleotide messenger RNA. Its product is annotated as nocturnin-like. The transcript is spliced from 7 exons. NCBI's taxonomy places the organism in Eukaryota, Metazoa, Arthropoda, Insecta, Diptera, Culicidae. The record is from RefSeq and is a predicted model, not a curated record. Gene Ontology annotation, molecular function: poly(A)-specific ribonuclease activity. Gene Ontology annotation, biological process: circadian rhythm. The annotation marks the transcript as partial.
CAGCACCCGUGGCCACUGUUGACACAACGGUGAAGAGCAAAAAAGGAAAACGAGGGAAGCACCGAAUCCCAGUGUUAGUUCGCCAUUUGGCGCAAUCGGUUGACAGACACGGAGACGCGCGAUCACGACCACGACGACUGUGACACCGGACCAUGAUAGGCUCUGACCGCGAAAUUGCACUGUCCCCGGAAAAGGCCAACCCCCGGGGACUGCCGAUGAAUGGGGCGUUGAAAAAAAGUCAUCUGCAGCGUGUGAUGCUGCAAAGAAUGGGCUCGUUUACGUCGGCACCGCAGAUCAAAAACGUCGACUAUCAGGAUGACAAACUGGAGAUCACGGACGGGAUGUCGAUAGCGGAUCUGCUGGAGUAUUGCCGGCUGGCGCGCGGCGAAGAACGGGCACCACUGGUUAAGCGGAAGUUCCUGAAGCCGGUUGACCGACACAGCAACCUCGGUGGUGACCUCACGGACGGGUUCAAAAUGUUGAAACUGGAUGCCAUUUCUAAAACUUGUAGUGAACCUUCCCUGACCGCCCCGCAACUUCGGAUAUUCCAGUGGAACAUGCUCUCUCAGACGCUCGGAAUGCACAAUGAUGGAUUCGUACGCUGCCCGCUGGAAGCGUUAACGUGGGACUGCCGACGAUAUCAGCUAGUGGAGGAAAUCAUUCAAAACGACCCCGACAUCAUCUGUUUGCAGGAGGUGGAUCAUUUUAAAUUUUUGCAAAAAAUUCUUGCCACCCAAAACUACGAGGGAGUGUUCUUCCCGAAGCCGGACUCACCCUGCCUGUACAUCAACGGCAACAAUGGGCCGGACGGUUGUGCCGUGUUCUACCGCAAGGAUCGCCUCGAGAUGGUGAACCACUUCACGCGCGUGCUGGAGGUGUGGCGUGUCCAGAGCAAUCAGGUGGCGAUAGCGGCCGUGCUGCGCACUCGUGACACCCACCAGGAGCUCUGUGUCACGACCACACACCUGAAGGCGCGCAAGGGCGCCCUGCUGUCAAAGUUGCGCAAUGAGCAGGGCAAAGAUUUGCUACACUUUAUCGACGGCGUGGCACAGCACCGACCGGUGAUACUAUGUGGCGACUUUAAUGCCGAACCCAUCGAACCGAUCUACAGCACGGUGCUCAACCACCGUCCGCUGGGACUGGCCAGUGCGUACGCGGAUCUGCUGGCCAGCGAAUCGCAGGAUGAAAACAAUCAGAAUGCGGCGAACGCCGGUGGUAGGGUGCGUGCUGUCGAACGGGUCGGCAGCCGGAGUAGCGUCGGAUCGUGCCACGGUGACGAAUGUGCGCAAGCGAAUGGCGGUGAAGCACGGACCGGGGCAGAAAUUUCGGCCGCCUGUGAGCCAUCGUACACGACGUGGAAGAUCCGCGAGGAAGGCGAAGUGUGCCACACGAUCGAUUAUGUAUUUUACUCCAAGGACAAACUAACGGUGAAAAACUGCCUAAUGUUCCCUUCCGGCGAGGAGAUCGGGAUCGAUCGAACCCCCAGCUUCCAGUAUCCUUCCGACCACUUCUCGCUCGUGUGUGACAUCGAGCUGAAGGCGGCGGGAAAAUUGGUGUCGCCGGGUGUUUCGUACGUUUUUUCUGCUUUGUUUAGCUGCCCUCUUGCCUACGUGAGCUCUGAGA